AUGGCGCUGUACAAAGAAGUGUCCACUUGUCUGUGGCCGUGGUCGAGCCAUCCUAGGCGAAAAGAUUUCGUGAGGCUCGUCACGACCAACCGCUACGUGCGGACCUGCGUGAACAACAAGAUCCGGCUGCUCGUCAACAAAAUCCGGCUGCUCAUCAACAAGAUCUGGCUGCUCAUCCGGAUCCGGCUGCUCGUCAACAAGAUCCGGCUGCUCGUCAACAAGAUCCGGCUGCUCAUCAACAAGAUCUGGCUGCUCAUCCGGGUGGUCUUGCUCACGGGGCAUCCGGCUGCUCGUCAACAAGAUCCGGCUGCUCAUCCGGGCGGUCUUGCUCACGGGGCUCAAACCCAACAUGCGGCUGCUGGUCCGGGCGGAUUUGCUUACGGGGCGUGCGGACCUGCGUCGACAAGGAGACACGAUUUUGUGAGGCUCGUCACGACCAACCGCUACGUGCGGACCUGCGUGAACAACAAAGAUCAUCCGGCGACCUGCUCGUCAACAAGAUCCGGCUGCUCGUCAACAAGAUCUGGCUGCUCAUCCGGGCGAUCUUGCUCACGGGGCGUGUGGACCUGUAAGGUCAUCCGACGACCAACUCGCUCGGCCCAAGAUCCGGCUGCUCGUCAACAAGAUCCGGCUGCUCAUCCGGGCGGUCUUGCUCACGGGGCCCAAACCCAACAUCCGGCUGCUGGUCCGGGCGGAUUUGCUUACGGGGCGUGCGGACCUGCGUCGACAAGGAGACCCGGCUCGACGCCGGAAGGAGUUUUCUGCGAUUUUAUCAUCCGUGGCCAUCAAUGCGUUGGGGAUCUCGAACGAGCCCAAGAUGUCGCCGGUGGACGAUCUUCCCCGGACUGGUCUGGCGAGGAGGAAGGAAUCAACCGGCAUGGAGCUGGCCAUCAUCGUGCCAUCGGUUCGGUCUGGAGACGAGGAAUAAACGUACGAACUCAAAACGAUUAGUUUAGAAGAAAUGGUGGCCGGAACGGAACGGAGAGGGAACCGUCCUGAGCACUGCAUCGUUAUGGAGAAGAAAGAGGAAUCGCCUUUAAUCAACAUUGUUCCUUCGGAUCGGGUGCAGGAACUGGUCCAUCACGAGCUUUGUCUAUUACUGGUUAUUGCAAUAAAAUUCCUUUGAUUUGAUUAUUAUUUAGAAAUCGUUUUAUUUCCUUGCAAAAGAA
Molecule: messenger RNA, 1169 nt
Organism: Culex quinquefasciatus (southern house mosquito)
Lineage: Eukaryota; Metazoa; Arthropoda; Insecta; Diptera; Culicidae
Exons: 6
Coding region: 1-951 (316 amino acids)
Source: RefSeq, a predicted model, not a curated record